This is a messenger RNA of Stegodyphus dumicola, 1461 nucleotides long. RefSeq lists its product as uncharacterized. NCBI's taxonomy places the organism in Eukaryota, Metazoa, Arthropoda, Arachnida, Araneae, Eresidae. The record is from RefSeq and is a predicted model, not a curated record.
GAGCCGUUAAAUGUUAUCUUUAAUGUUAUCUUUCUUUAGUUAAAACGCCUUCUAACUUGUUGCUGAAAUUCAAACCAACUGUGUGAAGCUUGUAAUUUCUGUGCAUUUAUUUGCAAGCCUUUGAUACUAAGGUCAGGCAAUCAUUUUGAAAUUUGUUUAAGUUUAUUAUGUCAAUGCAUUUACGAAACAGUCGAGAUAUGAUGGACCCUCAAGAACAAGAGGGUUGGUGGAGUUCAAGAACGGGACUAGAGCAGAAGCUUAUCAUCUUAUCAUCUUUGCUUUUCGUUUUAUCUUUCUGUUUAGUAAUAUCAAUAAUAGUCAUCAAUAACCGUAAACCAGGUGGUGGAGGGAAAGGACCAGAUUUGACAACAACUCUUGAACCUAUAACAGAAACGACACUGAAUAAUACUAAUACAACCGAAGUUACUGUUACAGAACCGUCAACAACUGAGGAGCCGUCUACAACUGUGCCAUCGUCUUUAUCUGAGAAAGAAACCAAAUCAACGUCACCUGCUGUUUCCGAGACUUCGACGGAUGCCACAACGACGACGAAGCCGCUCCCGGAAACCACGAUUACGGAAAGCACAACCAUGGAAAACACUUCAUCUACAGAGACAAACGAAACAAGUAAUACUGAUCCUCCAAAAUUGUUUGUAGAUGUGAACCGAAGUGUGGAUGAAAAAUUAUUUCCUCAAGAAAAUCCAACUGGAAGAAAGUUAUUAUCAACUUUUAGCUGGCCGAAAACUAUUGACGAAGAAGAAGACAAAGAUGACACAGACUUGAGUAUUCUAUACUUCAAGCGAAACUCGUUGCUAAAUCGAAUGCCACACUCAAAUAUACCUCGAAGAAGUUAAGUAGCGCUGCAAAAAAGAGCAAAAAAUUUUAAAACCACAUCUUGGAAACAAGAUAUAAUGUUACACUUACAGAAUUCUUGGUAUAACAGUAUUUUCUAUACAUAUAGUUAAUCUAAAUGCUAUAAAAUAUCAGUUGUUUUAAGAAAAGCUAUUAAAAGUUUGUUGCAAAAGUACUUUGAACACAAACAAAAUUUAUAUAGAAUUAAAUGUAGCUUACAAUUCAAUAUUUUUGGCUACAUCUAAUGAUCUGUAAAUAAGUUUAAAACUGUAAAAAUUUAAAUUCUAGAGCAGGAACUUUCAUAUUUUUGUUUUUUCUAUGACCCAGAUUAAAUUUUUCAAAACCGCCUUCUCUUGAACGAAGACAUUAAUUUGUCAUAAAUUGCCGCUUAUUUACGAUAAAUUUUCGAGGCUUAGUAAAACAUAAAUAAGUAUCUUAAAAAAGAAUAGAGGUAAAACUCAUUGUCCAAUUUUUCAUAUCGCGGUUGAAAUCCCAAAACGCUUGCCUAAUCUAUAACCUGAUAUCUGCAAUCAAAAAUUCAAAUGUAUUUUAUUAAUAAAUCUAUGUAUUUACUUGAAAUAAAGCGAAUUAGAAAAUUAUGAAGCACAA